AUGGUUCUGGAAAUUUGUAGUGACCGUCGAUCGAGUCGCCGAAGUCGCUCUCAAGGCAGGGAUUAUCAUCGUGGCUGUCAGAGGAGACGAUAUGAAGUAGAUCUUGAUCGAAGAUACGGUGGUCGCGGUGGUCGUAGCUCUCGACGGCAUGGAUCAAGAGAAAGUCAUCUCGAGUGUUAUCGUGUUCGUAGUCCAAUCUCAGCCAUUUCUCCCAGACAGUCUUUGAAUGCCCAUGAAUCAUCGUCAGGUUCGAGACGGAAGGCAGUAACUAAGAAGUCAAACGGACGUGGAGGCGGAGGAGGAGGUGGUGGUGGAAAGAAGUUCUAUCGAAGCAGUCAUCGCAGCAGGCGUCAUCGUCGAUCACCAACACCACGUAGGAAUCGAUUACCUUCUACAUCUCGAAGAUCUCAUCUUCUUGAAGUUGGGAUUGAUUCAUCUUCGACGACACCUUUUAAUCCGCUGGAACCGGUUUCGAAUGCUUCCACUGAUGUUAGUGCGAAACAGCGUCGAUCAUUAGUUGGUGUCUUCUAUAAGUGUUCACACAUUCAACGCUUUGUAUAUACUCUGCACUAA
Molecule: messenger RNA, 573 nt
Organism: Rodentolepis nana
Lineage: Eukaryota; Metazoa; Platyhelminthes; Cestoda; Cyclophyllidea; Hymenolepididae
Source: the annotation of a GenBank genome assembly